Rodentolepis nana is the source of this 2649-nucleotide messenger RNA. NCBI's taxonomy places the organism in Eukaryota, Metazoa, Platyhelminthes, Cestoda, Cyclophyllidea, Hymenolepididae. The record is from the annotation of a GenBank genome assembly.
AUGACUGCUUCCGAUAACCUACCACCUUCUUACAUAAACUGGUCCAACUCGCAAUUAGUUUCGUGGAUAGAGGGUCUUGGUGAAUUUGUUCAAUGUUAUCUCCCUUCUCUCCGCACAUCAAGUCUGACUGGACGUCGUCUUUCAUGCCUGACUGAGUCUGAUUUAAAAUCUCUCGGAAUUACAAAAAUUGGUGAUUUACGUCGGCUUCAAGCUGCUAUAUCUGGUCUUAUUGAAGAUUUUAAUGGUCUUGAAGUGGAAAAUAUGCAGAGUCUUUUGUUUAAUGUUAUUCGAAUAACUGAUCAGUUUUCAGCUCUUCUAAAAUGUAUUCGUAAUCAAAGUUCACUUUUCGAGUCCACGAUCGAAUUUGAACAUCUCCUUGUUAAGUGUCUUCUUCACAUGGGUUUAAUGGUUAAAAAGGCAGCCUCUUGGCUUGAACGGGGACCUUUUUCUCACUUCUCUCAAUUAUCUUCUCUUCGCGGACUUAUGUUACAACAUACUAUUGAUCUUAACACUGUCCUUCAAUCAGCUUUGAGAAAGUCGAGUUUACUGACUUAUCAAAAUGCAAUGCUUGAGUUGACUAGUGAAUUAAAAGAUCGGUUGGAGGUUGUUAUUCAUGAUUGUGAUGAUUCUAUUUUACUUACUCCAUGUUCAGUCGAAUAUGUAUCUUUAAGAAAGGAUGAACAAGCAGCUUACGGUUUCACUUUCUACACUAAUGAAUUCAAUGUUCACAUUAUUAAGUCACUGGACUCAAACUUGCAAGCUCCUGCAUUCACCUGUGGUGCAAUAUCUAAAGACGACGAGAUUGUCGAAGUCAAUUAUCAAUUAGUGCUUGGUUGGGAGCACAAUGCAGUAGUUCGAUUGAUUCAACAGAAUACUCGUCGGCUUGAUUUGAGAAUUCGUAAGCGUCCCUCCCAAUGCUCUGAUUACUCGAUGACCUCCCAGCGUCAUCGUAUGCAUGCCUUGACCAAGUCUCUGCGUCCCUUCACGGCUGAACCACAGCAUUCCAGACGUUCAGAUUUCAUCCGGAAUCGUACACCUAAACGUCGAACUCAGCCUCUACCGUCAGUCUCACCAAAUACUUCAGCCACAUCAACUGGUACAACUACAGCCAAUAUCUCACACGAGGAGAAGGAAGAAGAAGCCCUUAUCGCUGAGGUUCCAGAACUGUAUGAAAAGCCAUCACGCCAAUCACUACACCAAUCCGAAUCCCUGAAAUCUCCAGCGAAUUUAUCAAGAACUCACAGCCGACCACGUCACGAGCGCUACUGUCAAGCCCUUCAGCCCUCUCACCUUAUUCUCUCUUCUUCAAAUGAGGAACGAACCCCCAAUACAGAGUCAUCUUUUUCUUCUUUGUCUCUCAUGGAGCCUAAAAGCGAGGCUUCGAUUUCUCAUAGAAAGACCCGUCGAAGACCUGUUACUUUGGGAUCUUUGGACGAGUUCGCUAAAACAAGUAAUACCGUUUCAGCAUCAUCUACCCCUCCUCCGAAUUUGGGCCUAUCAAAACUUCAGACUAACUCUCAAGGGUGGUUGUGGCUCAAAAAACGAACCUCAAAAUCAUUUGGGAACCGAUAUGUCAAACGUUGGUGUGUAUUCAAGCAAAAUGCCCUCUACUAUUAUCGUAAUCAAGAGGAAGAAAAUGCUGAGGGACUAAUUCUCCUCCAUGGGUUCACAAUCUCCCCGGUGUCGAAUGAAAGCGGUCGUUCGGGGAAAUAUCCUUUUCGAGUAUACAAUGAGUGGACACGGUUUGUAUUUGCAGCUGAUAGUGAGAGGGCACGAACUCGAUGGAUGAAUAUGCUCGGCUUGGCAGCGAUUGGUCAAUCAGCGUGUUUAUGGACUUCGCCGAUUGGUGGAUUCCAUCCAGGCUACUUGCCGUCCUCCACGAAAGUGGAAGAGAAAGAGGUGGCGAAUGUGUCGAGCCCACGACUUCUGGAACCACCUAGACCUAGUACAUCGAGUGGCGAGAAUUUACUACGACGUCAACCAGUGACAAUUCAUCGGUGUUCUUCAAGUCUCAAUGUGCCCUCAUCCUCGGGUCUACAUCAUCCUCCAAUCGAUGCAGCCUCGGUAUCUAAUCGUCAGAUAGAUCAGCACUCUGGUCACAACCACCACCACUACUUAUCUGUCAGUGCCACAUGUCUAACUGCCAAUGAUUCGGCAGCUGAAUCAUCAGACGAGGAGUCAGAAAUAGCCUCUCGAAAACAACAUCUGGCUUCGGUGGUAAUACAGACCAAAAGUGAAGAGGGUCAAGAGACAAAUGAGGAACAAAAUGCUGAUCAGUCACCAUGUCGUUUGACACGCCGUGCUGCCGUGAUUCGUCGAAGACGCAUCCGACGUCUCACUGAGGGCUCGAUUUCCCCCUCAGUCUUCCUAACCUCCCCUCCUAUGGUGAUUCGAGGUCAAAACCACCCAGUACCUUCCGAGUGGAUGUAUCUCUCUUCAGAGACGGUUGUGGUAGAAGGUGAGAAGAGUCUGGAACAGAGGCAAUGCCGGCGCAACUUAACUCUUCAUUCCACUGGAACUAGUAGCUGCGGAGAUGAAGGUGAUAGUGGUGAAAGUCUUCAAUUGCUCGUCCAAAACCCCAACAGACUUUCUCCUUCCUUUUCAUUGUCUAGUCGUUCUUCGGAGUCGCCAGAGCAGAAUUCAGUGUAA